This is a messenger RNA of Cuscuta campestris, 1526 nucleotides long. The record is from the annotation of a GenBank genome assembly. NCBI's taxonomy places the organism in Eukaryota, Viridiplantae, Streptophyta, Magnoliopsida, Solanales, Convolvulaceae.
AGAGACUUCAAGAAUUUCCUACUUGUAUUUAAUAAGCAUAUCUGCCUCUUAAGCCAUUAACCUCAAACCUUCUUCUUCUUCUUGGUCCACUGAUUACUGUAAUUAAUUAUUAUUUCUGCUAUGGCUUCUUCCUUUGUGUCCCGGCUUAUCCUUUCCUUGAGCUUCUUAGCUCUCUUCUUAGCUGCCUACUCCGUUUACCACAACGCCGCCGUGGGUCAAGGCCCCCGCCGCCCCCUUAUUAAGGCCGCCAUCCCCAGCUGGCUGGGCGACGCAACGACGAUUGAGUCGGCCGCCGACUUGCUGUCCUACUUCGGUCUCGGGAGAUCGUCCGGCAGACUUUCCGACCAAGCGUGCGUGUUCUCCGCCGUGAAGGAAGUCGUGGACGCCGCCAUCAAUAACGAGACUCGGAUGGGCGCCUCCCUCAUCCGCCUCCACUUCCACGAUUGCUUUGUCGAUGGUUGUGACGGUGGAAUCCUCCUGAACGACACGGCCAACUUCACCGGAGAACAAGGUGCGGCCCCAAAUAGUAACUCUGUGAGAGGGUUUGAAGUUAUAGAACUCGCAAAGCGUAAUGCCAAAACCAAAUGCUCCGACACCCCUGUCUCUUGUGCCGAUGUUUUAGCCAUUGCUGCUCGCGAUUCCUUCACCAAGUUCACAGGUCAAACUUAUAACGUGACGAUAGGCGCCAGACGCGACGCAAGGACGGCGAACCUCACCGGAGCCAACACCCAACUUCCGGCGCCGUUCGACAGCCUCCUCGUCCAAACCCAGAAGUUUGCCGAGAAGGGGUUCACCCAGAGGGAGAUGGUUGUUCUGGCAGGAGCGCACACAGUGGGAUUUUCCCGCUGUGCGAUCGUGUGCCAGAACAACAGCAUCAACCCCAACAGAACAGCCACCCUGCCGUGCAACUGCUCUGCCUCCACCCUGACCGGCCUGGUCGGGCUGGACCCGACUCCCGCCGCGUUCGACACCCGGUACUUCCGGCAGUUGGUCAGCGGUCAAGGCCUCCUGUUCUCAGACGCCGAGCUGAUGACAAACAGCACGACCGCCACCGCCGCCAGGAGGUACAGGGAUGCCACCGGCGCUUUCCUCGCCGACUUCGCCGCCGCCAUGGUGAAGAUGAGCACCUUGCCGCCCUCCGCCGGAACUCAGCUUGAAAUCCGUGACGUGUGCAGCCGGGUCAACGGCAACUCUGUUGAGUCUAUGUAGAUGGUUUUAUGCUUUUACCCUUUAUGGUGAGUCAAGUGCUGUAAAAGAGCCGUGUGAGAAUCCCACUUUGAACGUGAGAUUAUUGCUCUUUUUUAGUAAAAAAUAAAUGAAUACUACGUAUUAAAGAUAAUAAUAAUAAGGGCUUUGUUUUUGUGAUGAUUAUAUAUAUGGUGACACAAAGUCACAAGUUUGUUGUAACUAUAUUUGGAGUUGUGAUAAGAACUAGUCGUACUUAAGAAAAAUUUAUUUUGACGAUUUCGCAAAGAUAUUAUCUAUCUAUAGAUAAUAAAGAGUACAAAUAAAGGUUCAACGUCAAA